This is a messenger RNA of Drosophila nasuta, 3340 nucleotides long. Its product is annotated as translation factor waclaw, mitochondrial-like. Bases 221 to 2752 code for a protein of 843 amino acids. The record is from RefSeq and is a predicted model, not a curated record. Gene Ontology annotation, molecular function: GTP binding; mitochondrial ribosome binding; RNA polymerase II transcription regulatory region sequence-specific DNA binding. Gene Ontology annotation, biological process: positive regulation of translation; regulation of transcription by RNA polymerase II. NCBI's taxonomy places the organism in Eukaryota, Metazoa, Arthropoda, Insecta, Diptera, Drosophilidae. The transcript has 4 exons. Gene Ontology annotation, cellular component: nucleus; mitochondrion.
UUUCAUUCUCAUUUGACAUCAUCAACAUUGAAAUUGAAUUAAAACAAGAGCAAAAAAGAAGCAAGCAGCAGUGUUCUCGAGUUCGAUUACGAUUCUCCUACCGAUUACGAAUUCUUUGGUGAAAUUCAAAUCGCCAACGAAAUCAACAAGAAUCAAUGCAACCACCAAACAGGACAUAGAAGAGAGUGACAGUGUGUGAGAGUGAGACAGAGAGAUCAAGAUGAUCAACAGCUACAGUGCUGUAAGUGCGGCUGCUGCUGCUGCUGGUGGCACACCAGUAACUCUGCAUUUCAACUAUAACAACAACAGCAGCAACAACAACAACAACAGUGGCCUUAAAAUGCUGCCAGCAUCAACAACAACAACAGCAAUCGAGCACAAAAGCCACAACAAUAAUCAUAUUAUCAACAGUGCUGUCCCAACAACAACAACAACUGCGAAACUGUUUAAAAUCACACAAAAUGAAGUUGUUGAGGGCAAGCAUUUCCUACAACAGCAACAAAAUCAGCAACAGCAAAAGGUUGGCAAGGGGGGAGCUGUAGUCAAUUGGGUGGUGCCAGGGUUGCCAUCAUCAUCGUCAACAACGACUUGUAUAAAUACCUCAAAGAGCACCAAAGAGCCGCAGCACUUUAUCCAACUCAACGUCCAGUCAACCAACAACAAAAACAACAACAACAAAGAGCAACAGGUGCAAUCAGGAACAGGAACAACAACAACAGCAUUAACCAAAGGUGCCUUUAUUGAAGUGAUGAUGACAACAAAAACAACAGCGCCACAACGCACUGAGGACCAAGAAAAUGCCUUUCGCCGCAUCGAGGAUGUCCACAAUUAUGCCAAGCUCCAGCAUCAUCAUCAUCCACAUCCACGUUCACAUCAUCAUCAACACCACAAUCAACAGCAUCGUAAUAAUCAUCGUCAUCACGACAUCAGCAGCGAUGAGUUGGGCGAAGAAGAUGAUGAUGAUGACGACGACGACGACGAUGAUGAUGAUGAUGAUGAAGAGGAGGAGGAUGAUGAGAGGGAACUUCACUUGAAUGCUGCCAUAGCAAAGAUGAAGAAGAAGCGUCAACCAGUCAACAACAACAACGUCGACGAAGAGGAUGAAGAAGAUCAAGUGGAGGUCGAUGUAGUCACUGUUACACCAACGACAACAACAACAACAACAGCAAUGCCACAACAACAACACCCAAUAGAACAUGAGCAGGAGCAGCUCAUCAUGCGCCCCGAGCAUCAUGCUCGUCGCCCCAUGAACGCAUUUCUCAUAUUCUGCAAGCGUCAUCGCGCCAUCGUUAAGGAGCGUUACAAGUCGCUUGAGAAUCGUGCUAUAACCAAGAUACUUGGCGACUGGUGGGCGGCACUAGACGAACAGGAGAAGCAGUGCUUCACCGAUCUGGCGCAACAGAACAAGGACGCUUUCUUCAAUGCCAAUCCCAAUUUUAAAUGGUACAAACUGCCAGCGCCGCCGUUGCGUACGCUUGCAACACGCCCCAGCAAUGCAACAGCAACAACAGCCGCACAUCAAAGCGACGAACAGUUGCAACAUCAACAUCAACAGCAACAACAACAACAGCAGCAGCAGCAACUGCAUUGGGAGCCCAAUGAGGUGGCGCAAGUGCUGCGUCGUAAUUAUUUUAAAUUCGCUGACGAGACGCAGAUGGGCGAGUUGAGUGUGUUGCUCAAUGUGCAGGAUAAAGAUUAUGCGCUGCAGCAGGCGCUGAGCGAAACGUCCCAGUUUCUUAACGUCCACAUGCCCACCAGCAACAAGAGCAACAACAACAACAAUAAUGUUAAACGUGGCGCUGACAGUGCGAGCAACUCCAGCGAGGAGGAGGAACGCGGCUCGCCAUGUAAAAAACUCAAAUCAUCGCGUUCGUGCAAAGGCAAAAUAUAUCAAGAGCUGAUCAAUUCGGGUCAAUUGGCGGCAAUAGCGAAGAGCAAGAGCAAGUGCCGCUUAAAUAGCGGCAGCAGCAGCAAUGGGAGUGGCAGCAACGAUGCCAAUAGCAGCAACACGCCUCCAAUAUCCCCAACAACAGCAGCAGCAGCAGCAACAGUUGCCAUCGAUUGUCAGCAACAACAGCAUGAAGUGACAACCACAAGCGCAAUUCGUGCAGCAGCAGCAGCAGCGAGAGGAUUGGGAGCUGGAGCCGGAGUUGGUGUCGGUGUCGAGUUUGAUCUGGAAGAGAAGAUUAAAGAGUUGCCAGCGCUAAGCUUGGAUGUUUAUCUGCAGCGCAAGCGCAGCACCAAAAAGAAGAAGAAAUUCAGCAGCAACAAAAAGCAACGCAACUCGCACAGCACCAGCUCAGCAACUGGAGCAGCAACAACUGCCGCCGGAGCAACUCCAACUGCCGGCAAGCAAACGCGUAACAAAUCCGAGUCUGAGGUAAUGAUAUCGCCCACAGGCUCAUCAUCCUCAUCCUCAGCUGCCGCGGCUGCUGCUGUUGGCAGCCAGAAGCGCAAGGCGCGCAAGGAGAGCAUCACACGUCGCGAUGUCAGCGCCAUUGAGCAGGAGGUGGCCUCCAUUCUGCCGCUGACCAUCAAUGGUUGCUACUAUUUCAAUCAGGCGCAACUGAUGCCGCCACGUCCAACAACAGUUGGAGCAGGAAAUGCAACUGGAAAUGUGAGUGCAACUGCAGCAACAACAGCUGCUGCUGCUCCUGUUAACUUGGCAUACGAUGUGACAUCCACUACCUCAGAUCUUCUAAUACUGGCCGAAGUGGCCGCCAAUCGCACUGAGCUGACAAAGUCGAAUUAGCCCAGCCAGCGUUGUUGUCUUGUGUUGUUAGAGAGGCCGCAGAGAGAGAGCAGAAAGAAGAGCUGCGGCUGUACUUAUAUAUAUAUAUAUCCGCAGAUAUAUCAUAUAUAUAUAUAUAUAUAUAUAUAUUGUAUACUAGACUAAUUGUUAUUGUUUGAUUUUCUUUGCUGAUUAAGAUGAUGAAGAUAAUGUUGAUGAUAAUAUUCGUCGUGCCUGUAAAUGGAGACACUGUAAUACACUGAGAGUAAAUAGACAUUCGUUGAUCUACAAUUUUAGUCAAUAAUAUAAUACGAACACACUCACACAAACACACACACACACGCAUAUGUAUAAACAAAAUUUUAGAUCAAAUUGAAAGAGACAAGUUUAUGUUUUCUUUUUUUUUUAACUAAUUUGUUAUUUGUUUUACAUUUUUCUCUCUCGCAAUAAUUGAAUAAUGAACUUAUUGCUAUUUUUUUUUUUUUUUCUCAAUUGUUUUUGUUAAGUUUUCUAGAUGCAAACAACAAGAAAUACAAACAAAAGGAAUAUGAAAUAGAAAAGAAUACAAAAGAAAUGAAAUGCAUAUGUGCUGCGCUUAUUAAAUGUUAA